Vigna unguiculata (cowpea) is the source of this 453-nucleotide messenger RNA. Lineage: Eukaryota; Viridiplantae; Streptophyta; Magnoliopsida; Fabales; Fabaceae. The record is from RefSeq and is a predicted model, not a curated record.
GUUCAUUCAUAUAUAUCUUCUUCUGUAGCCUUCAUUCUCUACUUUCUCAUUCCCCAUUUUGAACCUUUGAAUUUAGCAAUGGCACAUUUGGCUCGCACUACCUGCGUGCUUUUUGUACUAUUGCUCCUAUCAUUUGAACUAGUUUGCAUAGAAGGAAGGAGAUUGAAAGCAACCAGAAGCACCAAGUCACCAAAAUCUGUCUCUGGCAUCAAGGCAAUGAGCACUGCAACUAAAACCACGAAAGGUGUUGCUGCAAAGCCAAGCCAGUUGGAGAGUCUCGCGAAGAGUUUGAAUGGAUAUGUUGAAGCUUUUCGACCAACUACUCCCGGCCAUAGCCCUGGUGUUGGUCACUCUAUCAACAACUAACGAAUAAGUAACAUCAAAAUGCAACAUAUUACGAGUGCGCUUAUGUAUGGUGCAAUAUCCUCAUAAUGCUAUUUCAUUUUAAUGUUA